AUGUCGAGUGCGGAUUAUGAAGAACGUGGGGGAACUGCAGCUUCUCGUGCACCUUCCGCCGUCCACUCCGACGCCGACCACUUUCACUUCCCUGCGCCUCCGCCCUCCUCGAGUCUCGACGACACCGAUUCCUCGACUUGGUCCAGUUUGGGCGGAGCUCUGACUGGCAAUACCUCCUCAGCCAACCUUUCACCCACCAACUUCUCAACCGCCGCCUUCCACUUCAACGUCUCUGACUCGGACAAGUUCACAGCUUCCAACCUGGAUCUCUCCACUUCCCAAGCCUUUCCUCGCGAUGAGUCGCUGUUACGGGACAUCGCCUUCCCGGAAUGGAAGACCGACGCCCGUUCCUCCGACUUCGAGAGCCCUGAAGAGCUGCAAAAGAAGGAUCCAUUAGGCACUCAAAUAUGGAAGCUCUACAGCCGGACAAAGUCCCGUCUGCCAAAUCAGGAGCGCAUGGAGAAUCUGACCUGGCGAAUGAUGGCUAUGAACCUUCGUCGUCGCGAGCAAAUGCAAGCAACGUAUGCCAACAACACCCAUUCCGGCAGCGACCAUCGCCCCGCCGGUACUGAUACUUUCUUUAGUGCAAAGCAAUCCCAACCCAGCACCACUGCUCGUACGUCCGCUCCUAGUGGAAUUGCUCAGCAACUACGAAACUCAGUCGACCAUGGCGUCGAUCAACUGGGGCAGUUCGAUCAACAUGAACUGGAGCAUCUCUCGGAUCCCAUGAACCUCGACGACUUCAUCAUUCCAAGUUCGGUUGCUUCGCCCACCGGGAUAACCUCGCCCGCCCCAUCUGAAGCCCAAGAUCAAUCGAAGCUGUUCCAGUCUGCUGGGAUUCCCAUUGCUGCACGCAACAAGCCACAAGUCCACAUCCCGCAGGGACUACCACCCGCCUCUAUGCCCCAAACAUCAAUUCCCAUAAACCGGUCAUCAGAAUUCGACUAUGUCCCGAAAAGAGUCCGCAAGACUAGCAUUGACGAAAGGAGAGGAAAUCGAAAGCGACCGGCUGAGUUUUCUCCUCAGGUACCUCCAUUGAUUGCCCCCAACGGCGCCAACAACUCGGAGAUGGAUCAUGCUGUUCCUGACUACGCCCUCGAUCAACAGAACUCCUCCCAAUAUGGUAGUCAGGCCAAUUUUCAGGGGCAAAUGGCCAUGCACCUUGACUCUGUUCACCUCAGCGAUGAUCCCAUACUUACCCCAGCUGGGCCAUUCCAACAAAACUUGGCCUUCUCUCCUGCCGCCUCGCCAAUGGUGACCAAUGGUCCUUUUUCAAACAUGUAUCCCCAAUCCUCCAUGGCUUCUUCAUUGAACUCGACGGAUUUCUACUCCCCGCCCCAGUCUGGCUAUGCUUCGGCUGUCUCUACACCCCAACCCGGCCAAGAAAAUGACCCUACCCAGUACUACUUUGAUCACGCCAGUCAUCCACGAGCGAUGCCAUUUUACCCAUCACAAAGGCCUAAUCAUCUGAUGGCUCCCAUGGCUUCCCAAUUUUCAUAUGGACCCAACAAUGAGCAGAUAUACACUGCCAUGAAUGGUGUUGGAUCAGCCCCUGCAAUGAGCGGAUUCUCAAUGCAGCAACACGUUGAUCCUUCCAACGUCCUGGUCCCGGAAUACGGUAACCGGGUUUCGCCUGGGGUGUCCAUGGCUGGAAACGAUAACAUGUUUCAUUUUGGAGCCGAUUCGGAUCAAGAAGAUGACGAGGGCAACUUUGGGGAGCGCAAUCUGAUGAUGCAGUCAGAUUACGGACACCUGGGUGACCCGACAUUAGACCUCAACUCCGGUCUGCAAUGGGAUCCGAAUGCCACGGACUUUGGCAGCAUGCCGCGUUACGGUGGUGGCAAACAGGUUAGAAUUGGCGGGGCGGAGAUGGUCAACUCGCCGCCUGAUUGGGGCUCCUCGAUGCUGAGUCGGACCCACGGCUCAGCAGCCUCAAUCAGCGAGAUUCGAAAUCGGGACCAGGACCCAAGGAGACAGAAGAUCCCAAGGACGACGUCCACGCCUGUGUUAUCCAACCAUCAAAUGCAGUCGAGCACCAAUUCUCCUGAUGAAUCUGGUUUCAGCAGUCAACAGCCAUCAAGGCCCAGCAGUCCUGGGCCCAAGAACACCGACCAGAAUGGUGUGCCGACAACGUGCACCAAUUGUUUCACGCAAACCACACCAUUGUGGCGUCGUAACCCAGAAGGCCACCCGCUCUGCAACGCCUGUGGUUUAUUCCUCAAAUUACAUGGUGUGGUUCGUCCCCUGUCCCUGAAAACGGAUGUGAUCAAGAAGCGUAAUCGAGGCAGCGGGAAUACAAUGCCCAUGAGUUCCGCCGCGACGAGAGCCUCCAAGAAAGCAUCUCGCAAGAACUCGGUCCAGCAGACACCAGCGACAACGCCCACGUCGGGCAUUGCGGCAAGUGAGCAAAAUUCAGCGUCUCCAGCCUCGGUCCAAGGCUCUGUCCAUUCUGGGUCUGCUAUGACCCCGCCAUCAAUCUACCCGCCUGGAACUACUGGAGGGAAACCGGGAGUGGUCCCCAUUGCUGCUGCACCCCCCAAGCCACCUGUGCCACCGGGUCCUAAUAUGGCCCGACCUGUGCAGGUAACACCGAAACGUCAACGGAGGCAGUCUCGGGCCUCUACGGCCACACUGCCUAUCAUGACUGGAAAUUCUGCGUCACCCAACGAAACUGAGAUGCAAGACGUUGGUCAGUCUACCCCAAAGAUGAGUCAGGCUCCGGUCACUCGGGCCAAGGCGGCCAGCAUCUCCUCUACCGUUGGAGCCACCACCAUGGCUUCUGUGAUGCAAGGUAGUUUGCUGAAUUCGGGCGUUCAAAACGUGCCCGGAGGACCACACGGCAACAGCCAAGAAUGGGAAUGGCUGACGAUGAGUUUGUGA
Messenger RNA from Capronia epimyces CBS 606.96, 2880 nucleotides. RefSeq lists its product as uncharacterized. Gene Ontology annotation, biological process: positive regulation of transcription by RNA polymerase II; negative regulation of transcription by RNA polymerase II. Gene Ontology annotation, molecular function: RNA polymerase II cis-regulatory region sequence-specific DNA binding; zinc ion binding; DNA-binding transcription factor activity, RNA polymerase II-specific. The coding region runs from base 1 to 2880 and encodes 959 amino acids. The record is from RefSeq and is a predicted model, not a curated record. The transcript has 2 exons. NCBI's taxonomy places the organism in Eukaryota, Fungi, Ascomycota, Eurotiomycetes, Chaetothyriales, Herpotrichiellaceae.